AUGAAGCCCUGGGUUCUCCUACUCAACGUGAUCAUCUAUGGGGUUGUGAUGCCUCUGCCUGUGCUGGGAGGCCUCAGGAACAAGACAUUUUUUUCAGUUGGAAGAACAGUGGUCGAGCAGUGCUGGAUACAGCCUCUGUUACAGUACUGUGAGAAGAGGUGCACUAGAUUACAGGAGUGUUUAUCUCCCAAUCAUACAUGCUGCUGGACCUUCUGUGGAAACAUCUGCUUGGACAAUGAGCAGGCCCACGAGGCCCAGUCUCCACCUGUGUGA
Molecule: messenger RNA, 273 nt
Organism: Puma concolor (puma)
Lineage: Eukaryota; Metazoa; Chordata; Mammalia; Carnivora; Felidae
Source: RefSeq, a predicted model, not a curated record